AUGGAGGGUCAGGGUGGGAAUGACUAUCCCGAAGGGGGGGCUUGGCCGUUAGUGACACAACGUGGCGGAAAAGUGCCGACAGAAGGAUCGCGAUCAUCACUGGACGCGUACUCGUACCUCGUUGAACUCCAGGGGACAUUUCAGAAAGCCGAACACACUGGGAAAGGCUCUUGUUGGGGGAUCUACUGGUAG
Molecule: messenger RNA, 192 nt
Organism: Aspergillus niger
Lineage: Eukaryota; Fungi; Ascomycota; Eurotiomycetes; Eurotiales; Aspergillaceae
Exons: 2
Coding region: 1-192 (63 amino acids)
Source: RefSeq, a predicted model, not a curated record